UUGAUUUCGGAUUUCAGUUUGGACCGUUUGGAACUGCGCCUACUAUUCUCCCUAGUAUUUAAUCGCUUGCAACCGGUCUGACAUAUUCGAUCGAUCAGAGCACAUACUGAACAAUCUUCUAAGAUGGGCUUCACCGACUUUGUCUCCGACAGCGGUCUCACCCUGCUCAACAACUGGCUCAAAACUCGAUCCUACAUCACUGGCUACACUCCAUCUCAAGCCGACGUUGUCAGCUUCAAGUCCAUCGACAAGGCUCCUCCGGUUGAACUGUACCCCCACGCCUACCGUUGGUACAACCACAUCAAGUCCUACGAGGCCGACUUCUCUACCCUGCCUGGCGACCCAUCCAAGCCGUUCAACACAUAUGGACCCGAGGAAGUUGCUGUGACGCACAACCCGAAGGAUGCUCCAGCUGCCGAGGAUGACGACGAAAUGGAUCUCUUCGGCUCAGACGAGGAAGAGGAAGACCCAGAAGUCGUUGCCGAGCGUGAGAAGAGACUCGCAGAGUACAAGAAGAAGAAGGAAGGCAAGACCAAGCCAGCCGCCAAAUCUCUUGUCACGUUGGACGUCAAACCUUGGGAUGACGAGACCGAUAUGAACGAGCUGGUUAAGAACGUGUUGGCCAUUGAGAAGGAUGGUUUGGUCUGGGGUGCUCACAAGCUGCAAGCUGUUGGUUUCGGUAUCAAGAAGCUGCAAAUCAACUUGGUCGUUGAGGACGAGAAGGUCUCUCUCGACGAGUUGCAGCAGCAGAUCGAAGAGGACGAGGAUCACGUACAGAGUACUGAUGUAGUCGCCAUGCAGAAACUCUAAGGGGUCAAGGCACGAUCUACGCAUGUCUGUCAGUCAUUGUGUCGAAAUUCCGAAUAUCUGCUGUCGCCGCAGCCUCGCAUUGGCGAUCAGUUCAUUGCCCUCCCUAAUAGAUGAUGAGCAUUAUGACCAUAAAAAUGCCAAAUGACGUUCAAACUCACGUCCUUGUUCAAGUCCUUUUGCUGUGUUGGCUACCACAGGAUACUGUUGUUGUCCUGCUUUUUCUGUGACGUGAGAUCUGCUGAAGACUUUCUCGGAAGAUCCAAAAACCACACGUUAUUAUGAGCUGACUUCCUUUCAGCUCUUUCAGCUUCGCUGUCACUAUUGAUAGGAAUAGUGGGUUUUGGAGGGCACACGUUGCAGCGAGUCGGAGGUUGGUCCUAUGACAAAAUUGUUGGAAGUGGCGUUCAGCGUCCGGGCAGAAGGAAAUGACAUUGCCUGGCCUCGAGCAUAUCUCAUCUCAUCAAAGGGCCCUCUUGACCUUUGAGGCGGUGUUGUCUUGGCUUGUGAUCAGUAGACUCC
Molecule: messenger RNA, 1329 nt
Organism: Exophiala xenobiotica
Lineage: Eukaryota; Fungi; Ascomycota; Eurotiomycetes; Chaetothyriales; Herpotrichiellaceae
Exons: 4
Coding region: 124-810 (228 amino acids)
Biological process (GO): translational elongation
Cellular component (GO): eukaryotic translation elongation factor 1 complex; cytosol
Molecular function (GO): guanyl-nucleotide exchange factor activity; translation elongation factor activity
Source: RefSeq, a predicted model, not a curated record